Xiphophorus maculatus (southern platyfish) is the source of this 1570-nucleotide messenger RNA. RefSeq lists its product as uncharacterized. Gene Ontology annotation, biological process: positive regulation of ERK1 and ERK2 cascade; interleukin-15-mediated signaling pathway; T cell activation. The transcript has 8 exons. Gene Ontology annotation, cellular component: external side of plasma membrane; membrane raft. Gene Ontology annotation, molecular function: MHC class II protein binding; protein tyrosine kinase binding. The record is from RefSeq and is a predicted model, not a curated record. Lineage: Eukaryota; Metazoa; Chordata; Actinopteri; Cyprinodontiformes; Poeciliidae. Bases 37 to 1386 code for a protein of 449 amino acids.
AGUCUCUCAGUUCAGCGGCUGAUAAACGGACAGGAGAUGUUGGUUCUGGUUCUGAUUCUGGUCGUUGUGCUUCAGUUUGAAGGAACCAGAGGAGGAGAAAUUCAUCUCUAUCACAGAGAAGGAGAAAAUGUUGUUCUACCUUCAGAGAGACCUUCAUCAGAUUACCCAUUCUCUAAUAUUGACUGGCUUUACAGCAGAGAUGGAAGAACAACUAACACAGAGGUUGGAAAUGGAAAAGUUGUUCAGAGUUCACCUCGAGCUUCCAGGUUAAAUAUGGACAGCAGCUGCUCUCUGACCAUCAACACCAUCACUGCUGAUGAUGCUGGACUUUACACCUGUAUACAUGGUUCAGGAACCUCCUCAGAUCAUUUUGUCUAUCUGAAUGUUUUAACCAUUUCAGACGCUGAUCCAACAAAGGGAGAUUUCACAUUACAAUGUUCUCUGUGGAGAUACAAAGACCUGGGUCCUUGUCCAGAGAAAAGUUUCCUCUGGUUGGACGAGACAGGAACUGAACUGACCAGUAGAAGAGAUGCUCUCAGCUCAGGACAAAGAUGUUUUUCUUCUCCAUUUGUGAAGCAUCAGAGCGACACCAACACAAGAUUCACCUGCCAGUUUAUUGAAGGAAACAAAGUGAAGGUUGAAGCUCAAUACACAGAAGUCCAUCUCUACCACAGAGCAGGAGAUGAAGCUGUUCUACCCUGUAACAGACCUUCAUCAUCCGACUCAUGUUCCUCUGUUAACUGGACUUAUAAGAAAAAUAUGAACAAGAUGAACAAGGAACAGGAAGUUCCUGGUUCUGCCAGUUUGGACAGAAUCUGUUCUCUGAUCAUCAACAACAUCACAGCUGAGGAUGCUGGACGUUACCGCUGCAGAUAUAAUACAUAUGUGUAUCUAAACAUGAUGAUCAUCUCUCCACUAGAUGCUGAUCCAACAAAGAAUAACUUCACAUUACAGUGUUCUCUGUUGAGAUACAGAUCAGGUUCUUGUCCAGUUAAAAGUCUCCUCUGGGUGGACGAAACAGGAAGUGAACUGACUGGUGAAGGUGAUGGAUAUAAAUCUGGAGGACAGACUGGUUGUGUUUCUCUUCUGACUGUGAAUCUUCAGAGCAGCAGAAGAUUCACCUGCCAGUUUGUUGAAGGAAACGAAGUGAAGAUAGAAGCUCAGUAUGGAUCUGAAGGCCCCCCCGCCUCGUCUCCUCUGAGCUUCAUCAUGUUGACUCUGAAGAUCACAGGACUGAUCCUGAUGGUUGGAAUCACUGUUGGUAUCAUCAGAACCAGAGGGAGAAAAAAGCCUCAGAAAGACAUUAAUGUUUGUUUUGCUGUUGAUGACGACACAGUGAAUUAUGAAAAUGAUGGAGAACGUUCUGCUGCCGCCGCGCUCCACUGAGCUUCAUCACAUCAGUUACAGCUUAUAGAAAACAAUGUUUCAUUUUAAUUAUAUCCCAGCUCAAAAUAAUCUUUUGCAACAUGUUAACGUCGCUGUAGUGUUUUUAACUGUUCAAUUCAGUUUGUUUAAUAUACAUGAAAACCAUCAUAAAUAUGAUAAAAAGAUGUUUGUAAAAACUAAAAAU